UUUGACCUGCACUUGCCGUUCUUUCGGUUAUUCGUCACAGUUUUUAUUUCUAGAAUCAUAUGAUAAUGGUUCUUUCUUAAUUUUUAUUAAUGUUUUACUUUACCAAUUGCCUCUCGCACAUACCAUUAAACUCAUACACCACACCAUGAAGAAACACCAUCAGUUAUCUGUCAUCAGAGACCUCGUGAAACCUACCACGCAUAAUCUUGAUGGUGCAAACACAACCCUCUCGGAUGCCCUUGAGAAAAAUUUGGAAUUGGUCAUUCAGAAAUAUUCGAUCAACACUGAGAAUCUGAAAUACUUUGGCCCAAAUGAUGAUCCAUGUUGGAAAUUUGUUUGCCUUUCACUUUCAUUGCUGGAGGAAUUAAAAGAAGGAAUUUGCACAGCAGAAAAAAUCGAAGAUGAGCUCAUAAGUCUAUCGGAGCGAAAGGAAAUCUUGUCUUGUAUGGAAUUUGUCAUAUCUCUAGGUCUCAAACCCUAUCUUCUUCCAGGAGUUGGUAUUCCUUCUCCAUCAGACCUACAAAGAGCAGAAUUUCUCAAACAUCUUCAAACGUUGAAUCAUUUACAGAAGUAUGAGAGGCUUUGCAUUACAGUCCGCAGUCUAUUACUUUUGAAAGAUGAAUUUAUAUUCCAGUCGGUAUUAAUCCCCAAGUUCUUCAACGACCUGUUAGCUGCACUUUUUCAAUUAUGUUUUACUCCUUUGAAACGGCCCGAUGACAAUGCCUCUUCUGUGAACUCGGAAGACGCAAUGACUCUAGACCUGUGGAACAAGCUGCAAAUAGAUAGACAGGACUUCCGCCAGAAACUUGAAUUCAUUCUCAAAAGUUCUCAUCAAUCUUCCUUGAUCAAAGAAAUCAUGGUCAUUCAAGGCAGUAAGGCAUGUCCCAAAUGGUUGAAACUAGCCUGCAGCAAACUACUCUCGGAAAGAUUAAAGCAACCAGGAGGUCUCAGAGCAACUGUUACAGCUCUUUGCGAUUCUGAUUUCGAUUCACCUACUACAUGGAAGAAAUUAGAUGUGAUAACUCGAAUUAUUCUUAGUCCAGAUAUAAAUUGUGCUGAUGAUUACUAUGAUAAAAUUGUCACUCAACUUUUGGAUAUUCUUCACUGCUCAGAAAGUAAUGAUAAUAAAUUCGAAUCAGUCAUGAAAGAAGUCUCCGUCCGCUGUAUCAAGCUCAUUACAGAGGCCCCUAAUGUACCAGAAAAGAGGCAAUUGCUUAAAUUCAUAAUGCGCCCGUUACUUUUCCCAUCUGCUUCCAUUCAGGAGACGGAAAUCACAAUCUGUAUAUCAGACCUCCUCACCUGUUGCACUCUUUCCAGAAAUGAAAUGUUCCGGGUGUCUCCAAAGUUACUUACUCCGAUCGUCUAUAGGUUGUUUUUGUUAUUGGUCAAAUUAAACACCUCUCCAUCAUCGCUCAAAAAUGACGUAAAAAACUUGAUUUACUGCAUAUUUUGUGACCUGCAAGAAGAUGAAACUCUCUAUGGUGUGUUGUUCGUGUGUCUUUUCAAUGAUAUCAGUUUUUGCCAUCAAGUUCUACCUUUAAAUAGCCACAAAUUUGAGCUUGGAGAUAGUGGAAGAGUCUGUUUUAAAGAAGGUUACAACAAAGUACUUACGGAUGAAACAAGCAGUAUUAUCAUUGAUCUUUUCAUUGAGAAAGACUCAGAAAGAGUUACUCUCAAAAAAGUGUUUGUUAAGUUGUUGACCAUUGUCGCAGAGAAUGAUCCAGUUGUUCAUGAUUUUGAGCGAUAUCUCAUUGUCAUCAAAACUUUGUCAACUCUUUCGAGUGAUGAGAAGAUUCAGAAAAUUAUAAAUGAGGAACCAAAACUUAUCGUUGAUUUCGUAAAAUCACUUCUCAGCGGGACCUUAGAUGAUAGUGUUGAAAUAAUUUGCCUUGGUUUAAUGAUCUUAGAUGUCAUUUUAAGCAAUGUAACCCAUUCUAGUCUGCGUCAGGACAGCUCUUAUUUUAAAACUUUGAUCAAGCCACUGUCAAAAACUUUGGAAACAACGAAGAACGAUGAGAUUCGGUCAUUAGUUGAGCGGAUUUUAAAGUUACUAAAAGAGCAAACCAGUGGAAGUAGGAAAGAACCAUCCAAAUCCUCUGCUGAUCUAGUCCCCAUAAAAGACGGAAACACGAAACAACUUUCAUUUCAAGAGGCUAUGCAUGAUGUUUGUGAUGCUCUCCUCCCUGUGCGAGCGCAUGGUAUGAUGCAUCUUACAAAAUUGAUUCGUGCCAAGGAUCAAGAAGCCCUUGCCAAAAAAGAUGUUUUGUUCUGUUUGUUCAAGGAAAAUCUGAAGCAUGAAGACUCUUACUUAUACCUGAGUGCAGCUGACGGCCUAGCAAGUUUAGCAGCAGAGCUACCAAAUUCUGUUCUGGUUACACUUAUCGAUGAAUACUCGUCUAAUGAGAACCCAGAGCUAAGACUGAAAGUUGGUGAAACUUUAGUGAAGUGCACCAGAAUGCUUGGAGAGUUAGUACCAACCUACAAAACUGAGUUGCUGAAUGCAUUUUUAUCUGGCACAAGGGACUUGGAUCCACUAGUCAGGGCAUCCAGCUUAUCCAACCUUGGAGAGGUGUGCCAGCUUCUUGGUUUUAGAAUUGGCUCUAUUAUUGUGGAGAUUUUGGAAUGCGUCAGCAAUAUAAUCUCCUCAGACAAAGAUCCAGAACCAAGACGUGCAGCAGUGAUGGUUAUAACAAUGUUGUUGAAAGGGCUUCAAAAUGACCUCUUUCAGGUCCUAGAGAAGCAACUGCUAUCUUUGUACAGAGCGCUGAAACAAAUCUAUGUGAACGAACAAGAUGACAUCGUGAAACUGCAUGCUCAGCUCGCUAUUGAGGAGCUAAACCGAAUCACCAAAGACUUCUUUUUUCCGCAGCAAAUUCUCCCGGAGAAGAUUCAAACCUUGGACAUUACGUGAUUGCUACUUUCAUCCUCUUAUAUCAUAGAAGAGUAAGAAUUUUCCAGGAUUUUAACUGCCAACAAUCUGUAGGUGUUUGUGAUGAUAUAGUGGAAUAUGUCAUUACUCAACAAUGCUUAUGCACAUCUUAAGCCCAAGUUUAUUCUAGAUAUUUUUUGGAGUGGAAAUUUUACAAAAACCUUGGAAUGGGCUAAUUAAUAUUUCUGAUCCUGACAAAUUCUCUUUUUUCUUAAUUAUCCGAUGCUGCCACAUCUUUCACAUCGAAAGGUCCACUUUCCAGGAUUGCCGGCGGUCUGGAAAAGUCAGGGAAUCUUUAAAUAAAGCUUUACAUCAUCAGCAAACCAUAGAGAUUUUACAAAAUAUAUAACUAGAGCAAGAUUGUUGAAGAAUAUUAGAAACAGGACACUGGCCAGAUGGGCACCUUGUGGAACACCCGAAAGGGCGUCAAUGUAAUCAGAUAUAAAACCUUGAAUCCUGAUUCUCUGGAUUCGGCCUGUUAAAAGGGAUUGGAACCAGCUUAAGAGGGGGCCAGAAAUUCCACAACUAUACAAUUUUGAUAUUAGGCGCGCAUGAUUUACUGUAUCAAAGGCUUUUUGUAUAUCUAGGUAAACGACAUGAGUCUCGCAGUUCUCAGAAAACGCAUCAAGAAUAAACUCUUCCAAGAGAGCAAGAUUGCUAACUAUUUAUUUCCUUGGGAGGAAGCCAUGAUGUUGCUCAGAAAUGAGUGGAAAGAUGAACGGUGAUAUGAUUUUAUGAACAGCGGCAUCAAAUGCCUUAGCAAAAACGGAAGCGAUAGUAAUUGGUCUAUAAUUUCUAAUGUUAGAGGGAUUUCCAGUUUUAUAAAUAGGAGUAAUACAGCUAAAAGGUUUGGCCAUGUUGUCUCUUGCAACCAGUUGCUUCUCUUUGAAUGAGUCAGCCCAAGCUUUAAGACCACUCAGAUCCAUUCUCAAAGUUGCAGAUGUAUACCCAGGUAGAAUGAUUUGAUCUGGAUUGAGAAGGACGUCAUUAGCAUCCCACAAGGCACCAGAAAUUGCAUUGUUCCGACGGAAGUAAGCUCGGAAGAGCUGUGGGUUGUUAAUGUUUGCUAAGCACACAACAGUAGCUCUCAAAUUUGAGAGUGUCAUAGAAUAAGGUGACGGAGCAUAACCUUCAAGUUCACCAUCAUGUGUGAUGGCAAGGUGACUUUCUGGAACAAAGGGCACAAAUGUCACAUUGUCGUGGGUAAAGCGACAAAGAGCGUCGAGUGCCUUAAUGAUAGGAGCAAAAUUCCUAGUUAGAGCAGCUAUGUCAGUUUCAAAAGAUUGAAACUGAUAAAUAUCAGCUGGAACAGGAUGGGGAGGAAUGGUAGUUCCUCCAUCUUGUAGGGCCAAGCGUAAUACGUAAUCAGCUUGUCCAAGCGUUCCUCGAAACAUUCAGUAGAUUUUAACACCAAAGGGCAAUGGUGACUGACACAUAAUUACUUCAUUGUAGCACUUUUGAGUAAGAAAACCAAAACCUCGCGUAGAAAUAGAAAGUUGUGAGUUAGGUGUUGUCUUUUGGCUUUCGGUUUGUGCUAUGAGCUGCAUGUAAGCUUCUGCUCUUUUCUUGAGUUGGGACUCUCGGUGUUUUGCUUUUUGCAAUCUCUUUGGCAUUGCGUUUAUUCCUGGCUCCUUUGCCUUUUCGAGCUUCAAUUGGUCUUUCCAACCUUUACCGGUAGUAGGGGUAACAAUCUCAUCUUUGGAAUACAUGUUUGAAAAAUUGAGUAAGAUACCUCGUGUACACAGACACGAUACAAUACAAAAAAAUGAGGCCAAAGGCAGUAAUAUAUGACAUAAGGUACAGUAACAUUGGAAUGAUGUUAAGUAACCAAUUGUAAUAAAGCAGAAAUAUAAUAUUUCAAGACAAAGAUGGUAAUACGUGCUGUAAGAUAUAAUGACGUGGGAAUAAUGUUACGUAGCAAUUAUAGUAAUAUACAAUAAUAAUUCAAGACAAAUACAGUAAUACAUGCCAUAAGAUAUAAUGACGUGGAAAUUAUGGUACAUAACACAUACAAUGAACAAUAAAUCGCUUAAUAAUGUGAGAAGAUGUUCGGGUUGUUUUUAAUUAUAUGAGAAGUUUAUUAAAAAUUCAUUAUGGUUUUAGAUGUUGUGCAACCUAAACAACUUUUACCUUCUUACCUACUUUAUUCUAGGCAAGGAUAUCAAGGAAAUUAAAUGAAGAGUCAGACUCAGUACAUUUAAAGUCUUUCGGCUAUGUAUAUUGAGGCAAUGACAGAAUUUAGUAUUAAAAUUAUUACCACAGCUUCGUAGCACUCUUGGAAACAUAAAUUUGAAAUGUUCUGCUAUGGAAUUAGUCGUUAAAUUGUUAACCGUCUGCUCCUGUGAAUUAGGUAGUUUCAGUGGCCAUAAAUUAAAUUUUGACGACCAUUGUCUUCCAAUAAGGCUGACCUCUGUACCAGGCAUAACAUACAAUUUUAGCAUUGCAGUAUGAACUGUGGCGAAGCAAUUUACACAAGUGUAGCUGUGAUCUGCAAUCGUUUUGCUAGACCUAAUUGCUAUUGAACAGCUUCAUUUGGAGCAACUCCCAGGGGGUCUUGAAUUAUUUGCUGUGACUCGUUGUACACUAAGUGGUCCAUAUAAUCAUGUUGUAACACACAAAAAUUGUGCAGAACACACGCCACCGUUACAGUUUUUGAGAUUUUCUCGUGUUUGUAUGUGUUUAUAUGUUGGAGCCGGACCCAUCUUCCUUUCAGCAACCCAAAGGUGUUCUCUAUUUUCAUUCUGCAAGAAAAAGAAUACAUGAGUUCAGUAUAUUGAGCGGUCCAGCAUCUCAUUAAGAGACAUAAGAGAGCAUGAGUCGCUUUGAAAUCUGCACGAAUUUUUCAGCAAUAACUCCAUCAUGACCUAAUCACGUUGGUUUCUGAUCACCAGGGGUUUAAGAGGAAUGAAAGAAAAAAUAUAUAUAGAUAUAUCUCACAGGGAGAAGUUCACCUCCUUUUAUUGUGACAAAAAUAGGUAUUCUGUUAACACAAUAUUGCAAAAGUAAUAUCAUGCCAUUCAUUUUUCUGUUUCAUAUCUCUAUUCUGUGAAUUACUUAUGAGUCUAUUUACUUUUUCCUUGAGUAUGAAAAAUGUCCUUUUAUUGGCUGUACCUGGUACAUAUUUCUCAUAAAAAAACCUAACAAUUUUUAAAAUUAUUGGUGAAUAAGUGGAUUAUGAAAAUGGGUGAAAUGCUUCAUUUCUUACCGGGUUUGACUAUGUCGCUUGUUGAAGCGUUUCUGCGCCACUGUCAAGUUCCGAUGUUUAUACCUGACUAUCAUGUACGAUGUCAAGGCGUAAGCCGGAUCCCCAAGCAAGUGGUAACGGUCUUGGUAAAAUAGUGCCUUUUUACCCUUUUGAUUUAUGGCUCUUUUCAAACUUGAUAAUCUAAAUACUUGUGCAUCGUGCACACGGCCAGGUGCUCCAACAAAGAUAUGUGUAAAAAAGCGUUUGCUAGUACAGACACCUCGUAAAACGACUGACUUGAACAUUUUUCUAUUUAUGUAGCUGUUCCCAAUUGUUUUUCUAAACUUGGCAGAAAUGUGGCUACCAUCUAUGACUCCAAUCACUCCUGUUUUGAAAAAUAAAAAAUUUUUAAAAUUCAAAAUACAACAAUUUGAAAAAUAAGUUGUAUCAAUAACAUUUCCAAGAAGCUACAAAAACAAAUUCUGAAUCCACGAGGUAAUAGACAGUUGGUAGUUCCCUUGAUUAAUUCUAAAACAUCACAAUGGAGUUACUCUCUCUUACAUCAAAAGGGUCAAAUUUUGAGUAAGAUUAAGGUUUGGCGCAAUGUUACUUCAUGGAACUAAUAUGUAUUUUUUUUACUUUCACUGAACCAUCUUAAAAUUUUCCAUUUACAAAUUAGAUAUUGUUUCAGUAUAGUUCUUAGCAUUUUAGUUUAUUUUGUAUUCUCUUCUUGUAACAUGUAACUUUGCCUUAUUGAAAGAAAAGCCUUGUCAUUAGAUGUAUUCUAUCCGUUAUCAGCUUAAUAAUAGAGUUGACGUCAAACUAUCAGUGAAGUGUACCUGAUAUGUUAUAAUAAAUUGAUCUGACUCUUAGGUAAAUACACAAGAAAGUACAAGACUUUGCUGCUUUUUAGAUCUUCGACAAAACUUCAAAGAAAAUUUCAUCCGUAUCCCCGAGUCAAUAUCAUAAGCUUUAUUACAUUUUCAUACCUUCUGCUGCGCGCUGAGUUUGCUUUCGAAUGACUGCCUGAGGUUGUUGAUUUGGUUGUCGAAUGACUGCCUGAGGUUGUUGAUUUGGUUGUCGAAUGACUGCCUGAGGUUGUUGAUUCUGUUGUCGAAUGAUGGCCUGAGGUUGUUGAGUUUGUUGUCUAAUGACUGCCUGAGGUUGUUGAGUAUGUUGUCUAAUGACUGCCUGGGGUACCUGACGGACGACAAAUUGCUGAGUUGUUUGCUGUCGAACAACGUUCUGAUUCCGCUGAUGAAUGAGUGACAGUUGUGCCUGAUAGAGCACCAGCUGACUCGGCUUCGGAGCAAUUGGUCGCACUCUGAUCACCAUAGGCUUUCCUAUAAUGAAACAAAGAGCGAACUUAAAGUUACCAAUUGCUAUCAUUAAUUACAAGAUUGAAAUGAACACCUGAAGCAGACUAGUAAAUGAAGAAGCUUACUACCUUAGGAACUCAUUCUGUUUGGAAAAAAAAACUCCAUAGAAUGUUUGCAGAUUGGAAAUUUUCGACUUGAUACUUUUGAAGCGAUUUCAAAAUUUGAUAUGAUGAGCUACAUGUAUAUAUAGUCAGAUCAGCAGUGAGAUAUCGCCCAAUGAACCCUCUUAAAUCCUCCUGAAAUCAUAUUAAAGUUAAUCCUACGCGUGAAUGAUGACUUCUAAUUACCAUACAGAAUAGCGUAAAAAAAGGCAAGUAUGAAGCACCAGUGACGAAGCCGCCUCUCCAGUAGCCAUUCGUCGUCAUUAACUCAUGAGCCAUUUGCACAACGCUCUUAACACAUGCCUACAGCUCAUGAAGUGUGCACAUAGUUUCAUUUGACAGAAUGUAAAAUCUCGCUUAUCCAAUUCAGCGAACGGAACUGUGUGCCGACUAAAUGCAAGACUCAUGAGCCGUGGGCAUGUGUCAAAAGCAGCUUGCUUGCAGACCAAUUAUCAAUAUGAGACAUAUCUUUUCCCGACAAGACAAAGCUGGAUUGAUUAAACGACCAGCAAGUGCAUCUGAAACCUUUUCGCUGGCCAAAUGGCCACCUAACUAAAGGCACCUCCUCGCUGGUGCGGGCGGACAACAUGUCAAUAAACUGGCUUAACAAAAGGCUCACAACGCGGUUACUUGUCAUCCGAUCAAUAGAGCUUGAUAGCUGGUCUGUCACAUGGCAUCAGUAUAAUUCAAUCAAAGCUUGCCUGCCAGAAUAAUACAUGAUCCCAACGAUCGGCCUGCUGAAAUGUGCUCUAGUUUUUGUUGGUUUGUUCACGGCAAUCCGAGUGGUGGAACAAUUUACCCAGUACUACAAAAUUACGCAUGAAGUGUGCAAAUAAUUGAGACUACACUUAAUGUGGGAAAUGAUGUACAAUUGAAUAAAGCAGCAUUACUUACCUAAGUUCAGUUUGCUCGUUGGUUCAACCAUGAUAGCAGGUAGAUUUUGGGACGAUAAAGGAUGGACAGACCCCGGGUUCUCAGAAGAUUUUCUGGUCUAUUUCUGUCAGGAUGAUGAUUAUUCGACAAAAAAAUGUGAUGGUCGGAUGAUAGUGUUGCUCUGAAAAAUCAGAUGGUCGUUCGCCGCCUCAUUAAGAACUCAAAAGCACAAAGUUUAAAUACAAACUCCGCAUGUACUUGCUUUACAUACAAUCAAAAUAGCGAAGAAUAACAGAAAUUCAGGUGAAACAUGAAGUUUCUGACAUCGAUUGCAUCAAUUCAAAAAUCGGAUUCAGGUCCGGAGGUGAAUUCGAAAUUUCAAAUUGAUGGAUUUCACCAGUCUCCGGUGAGACCAACGAAUAAGUCGAAUUUCAUUUAAAAAAAAUGCACAGUCAUCGAAUAUCAUUCAACGGUGAAUGAUAUUCGAUCGCGAAAAUUCGCUUCUAAUCUUAAUUGAAUGAUCAUCUUACCUACUCAACUGGAGUAGUUCUAAAUGAAUUUUUUGUAAAAUUCAAAAGGACAAAAUUUUACUUUAUCUCUGCUUCGCUAAAAGUGAUUCGGACAUGUUGUAAAUUUUAAAAUGAAUUUUAAACACUGUAGGUAAUCUGUUAAGUAUAUUUUAUGCUACUUCUUUGUUUUCUUUAUCGGGAACUAUGGUCACUUGCUUUUUUUCCUUUUUCGCCUGAUGCAAAUUCGGUUGUCACUAUUGACACCUUUAUACUAUGGCCAUUUCGGCUUCAGCAGAAGCCUUCAUCAGGUAAUUUUAAAAAACGAACAAUGAAAACAAAAACAAAAUCCAGAAGCUAAAAAUUCCGCGUAUUUAUCGCCGGCGGCGCGUCGCGAUACCGAUAUAUUUUAUGCUUCCUCUUAACUGAAAAAAAGAUGUUACUUUUUAUUCUGAAGGUAUAGAAAAGAUGAAACAAGUGUAAUAAAAUGAUUUUUUAUUGAUUUGUUUUCCUCAUACUAAUUUCGUUAGUUUUUGUAUUUCUGAAUAAAAUGUGUUACUUUGAACCAAA
This is a messenger RNA of Bemisia tabaci, 9542 nucleotides long. It is a transcript of the gene Tango6, whose product is annotated as transport and golgi organization 6. The record is from RefSeq and is a predicted model, not a curated record. Lineage: Eukaryota; Metazoa; Arthropoda; Insecta; Hemiptera; Aleyrodidae. Gene Ontology annotation, biological process: protein secretion.